This is a messenger RNA of Chanos chanos (milkfish), 6251 nucleotides long. RefSeq names its product myosin VIa (gene myo6a). The transcript is spliced from 37 exons. Gene Ontology annotation, cellular component: endocytic vesicle; actin cytoskeleton; myosin complex. Gene Ontology annotation, molecular function: actin filament binding; ATP binding; microfilament motor activity. Lineage: Eukaryota; Metazoa; Chordata; Actinopteri; Gonorynchiformes; Chanidae. The record is from RefSeq and is a predicted model, not a curated record. The coding region runs from base 114 to 4013 and encodes 1299 amino acids. Gene Ontology annotation, biological process: actin filament-based movement; inner ear morphogenesis; actin filament organization.
GCUUAGGGGAAUCAUAACAGGGUUCAACAAUCGUGGAAACUUACGGUUUUGUAUUCUAACAUUAACUGUGGAAUAUACUGGCUGGUAAAUAGACAAGUCUACAGGCCUGUGUCAUGGAGGAUGGGAAGCCAGUGUGGGCCCCACACCCAACCGACGGGUUCCAACUGGGGACCAUUGUGGACAUUGGAACGGACAGCCUAACCAUCGAGCCCCUCAAACAGAAAGGGAAGACUUUUUUGGCACCCGUCAACCAAGUGUUUCCUGCUGAAGAUGACAUUAACAAACAUGUGGAAGACAACUGCUCUUUGAUGUACUUGAAUGAAGCGACUCUUCUAAAUAACAUCCGUGUGCGCUACAGCAAAGAUAAAAUUUAUACUUACGUGGCCAACAUCCUGAUUGCUGUAAAUCCGUACUAUGACAUCCCAAAGCUCUACGCCCCAGAAACCAUCCAGCAGUACCGGGGCAAGUCCCUGGGCACCCUGCCCCCUCACGUCUAUGCUAUCGCGGAUAAAGCGUACCGUGACAUGAAGGUCCUGAAAAUGAGCCAGUCCAUCGUUGUGUCUGGAGAAUCAGGGGCUGGAAAGACUGAGAACACCAAGUUUGUCCUCCGGUACUUAACCACAUCUUAUGGAACAGGUCAAGAUAUUGAUGAAAGAAUAGUUGAAGCUAAUCCACUGCUGGAAGCCUUUGGAAACGCAAAGACCGUCCGCAAUAACAACAGCAGCCGUUUUGGGAAGUUUGUAGAAAUCCACUUUAAUGAAAAGAAUGCAGUGGUAGGAGGAUUUGUGUCUCAUUACCUACUGGAAAAGUCCAGGAUCUGCCGGCAGAGCCAAGAGGAGCGUAAUUACCACAUCUUUUACCGGCUGUGUGCUGGUGCGUCCGAAGACAUCCGGCAGAAAUUCCACCUCAGUUCUCCAGAUUCAUUCAGAUAUCUGAGCGGAGGGUGUACCCGCUACUUCGCCUCUAAGGACACAGACAAACAGAUUCUCCAGAACCGCAAGAGUCCUGAGGACGAUAAGCACCUAAAGGCAGGACCACUGAAGGACCCUCUGCUGGAUGACCAGGGCGACUUCAAUCGGAUGUGUGGGGCCAUGAAGAAGAUAGGCCUGGACGACACCGAAAAGUUAGACUUGUUCCGGGUGGUUGCAGGAGUCCUUCACCUGGGCAACGUUAACUUUGAGGAGGCAGGGAGCACCUCAGGUGGCUGCACCAUUAAAAACCAGUCCAGUCAGACGCUUGAGUACUGCGCUGAGUUGCUUGGCUUGGAUGAAGAAGACCUUCGUGUAAGCCUCACCACUAGGGUCAUGCAGACAACAGCAGGGGGCGCCAAAGGCACAGCCAUCAAGGUUCCUCUGAAAGUGGAACAGGCGAAUAACGCUCGCGAUGCCAUGGCUAAGGCUGUCUACAGCCGCCUGUUUGACCACGUGGUCAGCAGGGUCAAUCAGUGCUUCCCAUUCGACUCCUCUGCUAACUUCAUCGGGGUGCUAGAUAUCGCUGGCUUUGAGUAUUUUGAGCAUAACAGCUUUGAGCAGUUCUGCAUCAACUACUGUAAUGAGAAACUCCAGCAGUUUUUCAAUGAGCGUAUUCUCAAAGAGGAGCAAGAGCUGUACCAGAGGGAAGGCCUUGGAGUGAAUGAAGUCCAUUAUGUUGAUAACCAGGACUGUAUAGACCUAGUAGAGGCCAAAUUGGUCGGCAUUCUGGAUAUUCUGGAUGAAGAGAACCGUCUACCUCAACCCAGCGACCAGCACUUUGCAGAAACCGUUCACAAUAAACACAAGAACCACUUCCGUCUGACAGUGCCCAGGAAGUCCAAACUGGCUGUCCACAGGAACGUGAGAGAUGACGAGGGUUUCAUCAUCAGACACUUUGCUGGAGCAGUUUGCUAUGAGACGACCAAUUUUGUGGAGAAGAACAACGAUGCUCUGCAUAUGUCCUUGGAGUCCCUCGUGAAAGAAUCCAAGGACAGAUUUGUGCGGGAACUCUUUGAAAAUUCCAACAACUCCAAGGACUCCAAACAGAAAGCUGGCAAACUCAGCUUUAUCAGUGUGGGAAACAAAUUCAAGACUCAGCUGAACAUCUUGCUGGAAAAGCUUCGCAGUACGGGUUCCAGUUUCGUCAGAUGUGUGAAGCCGAACUUGAAGAUGGUGAGCCAUCAGUUUGAAGGAGCCCAGAUUCUGUCACAGCUGCAGUGCUCAGGGAUGGUGUCUGUGUUGGACCUGAUGCAAGGAGGUUUCCCUUCCAGAGCGCCCUUCCAUGAACUCUAUAACAUGUAUAAACAGUACAUGCCCCCCAAACUGACCAGACUAGACCCAAGGCUCUUCUGCAAGGCUUUGUUCAAAGCUCUGGGGUUGAAUGAAAACGACUACAAGUUUGGACUCACCCGAGUCUUCUUCAGACCUGGGAAGUUUGCAGAAUUUGACCAGAUUAUGAAAUCUGAUCCUGACCACCUGGCUGAGCUGGUAAAACGUGUCAACAAGUGGCUAAUCCAUAGCCGCUGGAAGAAGGUCCAGUGGUGUGCGCUGUCUGUCAUCAAACUAAAGAAUAAGAUUCUUUAUCGAGCCAGUGCUUGUAUCAAGAUGCAGAAGACGGUGCGGAUGUGGCUGUGUAAGAGGAAGCAUAAGGCACGAAUCGAUGGACUAGUGAAGGUGAGGAGCCUGAAAAAGAGGAUGGACAAGUUCACUGAGGUGGUGUCUGGCCUGAAGGAAGGCAAACAGGAGAUGAGCAAACAGGUCCAGGAGCUUGAUGCGGCUAUCGAUGCACUCAUGAUCAAGAUCAAGAGCACGAUUAUGACGCGCAUAGACAUUGACCACGAACACCAGGCCCUGGUGACACGCUCGCAGCAGUUGCUUUCUGCUUUGCAAAAGAGGAGACAGGAGGAAGAGGAGAGAGAGAGACUGCGUCGCAUUCAGGAGGAGAUGGAGAAGGAGAGGAAGAGGCGCGAGGAAGAGGAGCAGCGGCGGAGACAGGAGGAGGAAGAGCGGCGUCUGAAAGCAGAGAUGGAGCUGAAAAGAAAACAGGAGGAAGAAGAGAGAAAGAGGAGAGAAGAGGAGGAGAGAAGAAUUCAGGAGGAGAUGGAGCGCCAGCUGGAAGCGGAGCGCGAGGAGGAGGCGGCGCGACAGGCCAUUCUGGAGCAGGAGAGGAGAGAUCGGGAACUGGCUAUGAGAAUCGCCCAGAGCGAGGCUGAGCUCAUUCCCGAGGAAACGGUGCAGGACGCCGGCCUACGGAGUAAUGGCAGUGUCCCAUCAUCCCCAGAGAAAGUUGAUGCUGGAUCUCAAAAGCUGAAGAGUUUAUCCAUGGAGGAAAUGGCCAAGGAGAUGUCUGAUCUUCUGGCUAGGGGCCCGCAGGUGCAAGCAAGCAAAGCUGCCGCUGGUACCAAGAAGCAUGAUCUCAGCAAGUGGAAGUAUGCAGAGCUGCGGGAUGCCAUAAACACGUCCUGUGACAUUGAACUGCUAGCCGCCUGUAGAGAGGAGUUCCAUCGUCGCCUGAAGGUCUACCACGCCUGGAAGUCGAGGAACAAAAAACGCAACACCGAGUCCGAGCAAAGGGCUCCCAAAUCUGUCACAGAUUACGAUCAUGCAACUCUUGUGAGAAACGCAUCCCAACAGAACCCUGCUCCACCAAUCCCAGCCAGGCAACAUGAAAUUACCACAAAUCGACAACAGCGUUACUUCCGUAUCCCCUUCAUCCGACCUGGUGACCAUUACAAAGAUCCUCACAACAAGAAGAAGGGCUGGUGGUAUGCCCACUUUGACGGGCCCUGGAUCGCUAGACAAAUGGAGUUGCAUCCAGACAAACAUCCCAUUCUGUUGGUAGCAGGAAAGGAUGAUAUGGAGAUGUGUGAGCUGAGCCUGGAGGAGACAGGCCUGACCCGAAAGAGGGGCGCUGAGAUCCUACCCCGACAGUUUGAGGAGAUUUGGGAACGUUGUGGAGGGAUCCAGUACCUGAGGAAAGCCAUCGAGAGUCGACAGGCGCGUCCUACUUACGCCACGGCCAUGCUCCAGAACCUCAAGUAGUGCUAAUAUACCCAUAAUAAUACACACACACACACACACAAAUACACACACACACUCUUAGACUACAUCAAUUUCCACUUCAAAGGGAAGAAUGCAUUUCCUCAAAUAGCCAGCAUUCAAUAUUAUAAUAUGUGUGACUGUGGGUUCUCAUGUCAUCACUGAACUGAUUUUUAUGUGUCGAUUGUCAUUUACGUUGUUAGUCUGGUCCGUUUUUUUUUUGUUGUUGUUGUCGUUGAUGUUGUUGUUUUGUUUGGUUGGUUUUCUUCUAUAAUUUCUUUGUAAAUUCUAAUUUGCAGUGAAUCAUCGUUAAUACUCUUCCAAUAACAAUGCACACAUAAAGUUUCCUCAGUAAAUCUACAAGUACGAGGCCUUAUUCACUGUGUUUGACAGGGUAAUCACUGGGGGAUUGUCUCAAUGCUGCCUCUUUAUUCAAUAAUUUUAGGAUAUUGUUUGAUAGAUACGGAGUAGAUAGACGAGUUUGUAUAAUUAAGAUGUUGAUUUCAAGAGGAGUGGUUCAAAAUAAUAAGUUCUCUGUAGUGAACAGUCAUGGAAUCGUGGCUCAAUCUGACAUUUUAAUGAAGCUGAAUGACUGAUGAAAAAAAAAAAAAAAUAGUUUAAACAUUUCUGUUUGAUGUGAGACGUAAUGUUCUUUUGAAUGAAUGCUCCACUCUCUUUGGCAUUAUGAAAUUAGAUUGUUAUAGUGCACUUUACACAUCUGUGCAUGUUCAUCUCUUGGAAAACUGUUUUUUUUUUUCUUUUCCAAAUCCUUUGACCUUACAUAAAGCACUAUCAAAAUUUUUGUCAAGGAUUUGUACAAUUUCCCCAUAAUGUUGACUUUAAUGUUGACUUUAACGGUAAUAAUACAACCACAGUAAUAAUGAUACUUUCUUAAUAGUAUAAACAGUUAAUGUUAUUGUUGAUCAUUUUAAUGAUGUCAUUUCAGUCUUGGACAUUAAGCUUGCACUGAUGAGCAAGGGAUUUUAGAUCCUUGCCAGGUUUUUUUUUUUGGAAAGUUUUGCAUGACUUUGAGGAGUACAGAAAGACUCAUCUCAUUUUAAAGUUGAGGAGAUUUAACCACACAAUUUUCUGAGCAGCUUCAUAUGUUAUCUAACCCCAAACCAUACCUUCAGUGUCUCACACCACUACUGAAUGUGUACAUUUAUCUCGAUUCAUCAAUGUUCACUUUACACUAAUCAAACAGUGUUGUAAUAUUGGAGGAAUAAUAGUAAAGUUUAUAAUUUACAGCGAUUCCCCUCCCCCCUAAUCAAACAUGUCAGUAGCUCUUGUCCUCCCUUUGGGCUCUGUAUUUUAUAAUGAUUCUACUGGCCAAAAAACGAUUUUUUUACAAUAAUUUUAUGAUUGAAAACUAAAAUUAGUUUACAAAAUACUUUUUCUUUUUUCAUUAAAUCAAGGAUGAAUGACCCGAUGGUCAAUUCAAAUUAUGCAACAUAUUAACUGUGCAUAUGUGAACUGAGGAUGUUGUUCUGCGAGAAUUAAUGUGUAGGCAAGUGAGUGAGUUACAAUUGCCAUGGAAACAGUUCUUUGUGCAAUGGUCUUCAAAGUUUGUGUUUGUGAGCCAAGUUAUGACGAACGUUAAUUACAUAUAAGAUUCUUCCCAUCCAUCUCUCUCCUUCCGUACACAUACAGCACAUAUAUGAUAUUUUAUAUGAAGUUGGAAUAAAGAGUAAUAUUUCUACUGCAGUGUACAAAAUAUAUUUUCAUGAUGAAUAGGUUUGGGCUAUUUCAUUCAUUUCCUGUAAUAUUACAAAAGUACUUGAUGUCUUCUGUAAACACACUCUCUAACACAAAAUUAAGCUAAAAAGAGAGGGAACAGAACUAUUUGUAGUUGGGCUGUACAUAUGAGACAGUCUCUCUUAAGACUGGAAGCGCUUCCCUCCCUUCAGGUUAUUUGUGAGAAUGAGGUUUGUAACACAUGCCUGAACACAUAGGAAAGAAAAAGCAUUGUUGUUGUGUGGUCACAUAACACGAAUGUUCUGUUCAGCUGCUGUCGGAGACAUCUCAUCAAUUCUGAGUGAAGUAUCUAUUUAUGACUUGAAGCCCCUGGGUGAAUACUACUGUCGGCCUCUUGGUAGAUCCUGUUAUGCACUGUAACUGAAUGACUUUGCUCUUGUAUGUCCACAUGCAUUACAAUCAUUCCUCAGAUUCAGCCUUUCUUUUUCCACACGGGUUUCUAAUGCUGAUUUCUAACCGAUGAAAUAAAUGCAUUCCCCCAUUUCA